ACGUGAGGCGACUUCCACGGUCCGCGCUUAGAAGCCCCACCUUUCGCGUUUCCCGCACCGUCAAUCAAAAUAGAGAGGAAAAAAAAGAAAAAGAAAGAAAAGAGAAAAAAAAAAUCGUCCCGAAUCUCGGAUCGCAGCCCGCCUUCGAUUAAAACAACCAUGUCCGGAGUUUAGGUGAACAGAUAGCCGUGCUGUUCGCUAGCCCCUCAGCGCUAUGACUGGUACGUAGCACUUAAAGCGAUCGAAGCUGAGCAGCGCCGCCCCAGAACAGCCAGUGAAGCAGCAGGAAAUGGCUGCCUUGGACGCGGACGGCGGUCACAGCGACUUUCUGCAGCCCGCCGCAGGAGCCUCCGCCUCGGACCAGCAGACGACAGACCUCACGUCCAUCCAGCUCACCGGCUCGUCCGACCGCUGGGAGGUGCUCACCUCGGUCUCCGGUGGUAAAGAGGACUCGGGUGUCGUCCACUUACCCAGCGCAGGGAUUGUGGGCACCAACGGGCAGUAUGUCGUGCCACUGCAGACUCUACCCGGGCAGAGCCAGUCUGUUUUCGUCACCGCCGGGACCGAUGGCACCAGCGCCAACGGCAUCCAGUACCAGGUCAUCCCGCAGCUCCAGAGCGCGGACGCGGCGUCACUGGGUUACACUACGUCCACCGGCGACGGAACCGACAUCGCCAUACUGCCGGACGGAACGCAGGGCAUCUCUACGGCGACAAACACCAAUGACCUGCAGGGUUUGCUGGCGCAGACUGGACACAUGCAGCAAAUCCCGGGUGUCUCGUUGGCAGGAGGCGGGUUUGCGGGUCAGGGCCAGGUGGUGGCCAACAUGCCCGUCGGAUUGCCCGGAAACAUCACGUUCGUGCCAAUUAACAGCCUGAGCAGCGCCGACUUGGAGUCCCUGGGCCUGGCAGGCGCUCAGACGAUCGCUACCGGCAUUACAGCCGACGGGCAGCUCAUCAUGACGGGCGACACCGCGACCCAGAACACGCUGGAUAAAACCAACAGCGCCAACAACACCUUCGUGCCACCGACGUCUACGUCCUCCUCCUCCGCCGCCGCCACGUCGCUGCCCGAAACGAUAGACGGCACCGGGGUUCUAACCCAAGCCACGGCUGUUUCGGCCGGCCAUCAAGAUCCGUCCUUCGUCCAUCAGAACCACGUGCCUGUCUCCGUGCCUUCUGCCAUGCCUGCGAACUCCGAGCCUGUGGUCCAACUGGUGCCUGCGCAGACGGCAGACGGCGCUGCGGCGCAGGCGCUACAAAGCGUGCAGCUGCUCAACGCCGGCACUUUUCUGAUUCAGGCGCAGACCGUCUCGCCUACGGGACAGAUCCAGUGGCAGACCUUUCAGGUGCAGGGAGUGCAGAACCUACAGAACUUGCAGCUCUCCGGCGCCGGCGGAAUGGCGUCGCCACAGCUCACAAUCGCGCCUGUGCAGACGCUGGCGCUCGGGCAGCCUGGCACCAGCAUGUCAGCGGGACAAAUCCCCAACCUGCAGACGGUCACAGUCAACUCCAUCGCGCAAAACGAGCACACCAUGGAGAGUCCCUCAGAAGUCAAGACUCAUCAGACCAGGCAACAUUUUUCCAGUCUUCAACUGUCCAAUUUUGACAUUCACAUCAAGGAGGAACCUGACUCGGACGAUUGGGCGCUAAGCGGAGACUCCACCCUGAACACCAGCGACCUGUCUCACCUCCGCGUGCGCAUGCUGGACGAGGAGACGGAGGGGGUGGGGCAGGAGGGGAAGAGGCUCCGGAGGGUGGCUUGUACCUGUCCUAACUGCAAGGAGGCAGGGGGGAGAGGCUCAGGCACGGGCAAGAAGAAGCAGCACAUUUGUCACAUCCCCGGCUGUGGGAAGGUCUACGGUAAAACGUCUCACUUGCGCGCUCACCUGCGCUGGCACUCGGGCGAGAGGCCCUUCAUCUGCUCCUGGAGUUACUGCGGCAAGAGAUUCACACGCAGCGACGAGCUACAGCGCCACCGCCGGACACACACGGGAGAGAAGAAGUUCAUGUGUCCGCAGUGCUCUAAGCGCUUCAUGCGCAGCGACCAUUUGGCCAAACACAUUAAAACUCACCUGAACAAAAAAGGGUUAAACUCGGCGCCCGCGGCAGGACAAACCGAGCCCGUCGGCGGCACCGCCCCCCCUCCGGACAGCAUCCUCCCUGGGGGUGGGGCCACGCUCAUCCUGACCAGUGUACCCCAGGGUGGCGCCCAAGACAUCCUCUCAAACUCUGACCUCCCGCUUCAGCUGGUCACUGUGUCUGCCAGUGAGGUCAUGGAAUGACCCUCGCAUCCCACAAACAAAAACAAAACCCUGCCCACUUUCACAGCUGGCUUUUCACUAUCAAUUUUUUAUAUAUAUAUAAUAAAUAUAAAUAUAUAUAUAUAUAAAUAUAUAUUUUAAAAAAAUGAAUUAUCAAUUUAUGCUCUGUAGCAUUUUUUUGUACAAAUUGGGGGGGGGGGGGCAGGAACAUUUAAUGUGCUUGUUUUUUUUUUUUUGGUCUGCACACACACACACAGAGGCACACAUUCAUAUACAUGCAUAAACAAUAUAUAUAUAAAUACACACUAA
Messenger RNA from Clarias gariepinus (North African catfish), 2572 nucleotides. RefSeq names its product Sp3b transcription factor (gene sp3b). The record is from RefSeq and is a predicted model, not a curated record. NCBI's taxonomy places the organism in Eukaryota, Metazoa, Chordata, Actinopteri, Siluriformes, Clariidae. Gene Ontology annotation, biological process: regulation of transcription by RNA polymerase II. Gene Ontology annotation, molecular function: DNA-binding transcription factor activity, RNA polymerase II-specific; RNA polymerase II cis-regulatory region sequence-specific DNA binding. The transcript is spliced from 7 exons. The coding region runs from base 290 to 2284 and encodes 664 amino acids.